Messenger RNA from Pleuronectes platessa (European plaice), 4481 nucleotides. It is a transcript of the gene chadlb, whose product is annotated as chondroadherin-like b. The transcript has 11 exons. Gene Ontology annotation, cellular component: extracellular matrix. Lineage: Eukaryota; Metazoa; Chordata; Actinopteri; Pleuronectiformes; Pleuronectidae. The coding region runs from base 1 to 2337 and encodes 778 amino acids. The record is from RefSeq and is a predicted model, not a curated record. Gene Ontology annotation, molecular function: protein binding.
AUGGAUGGAUGGAUGACACACUCCCAUCUCUGUCCUGACACCCUUUGGGUCCCACUGCUCUGCCUGCUGCUCCUCUGCGUCCCUGCAGUACACACAGCUAAAUGUCCACAGCAGUGUGUGUGUGACCAGAUCCAACUCACUGUGACCUGCAUCAACAGGAACCUGACCCAAGUUCCUCCCAAUGCUGAUGAGAUCACAGUCAAGUUAGAUCUCCGAGGCAAUGAUAUCAAGGAGCUUCCAACUGGGGCUUUCAAACACACGCCCUACCUCACUCACCUGUCACUGCAGCGCUGUAACAUCCGCACGGUGAAGGAGGGGGCUUUCCGCGGCCUCGGUCGCUUGGUUUUCCUCAACCUGGCCAACAACAAUAUUGAGAUCCUCUACCAGGAGUCGUUUGAUGGUCUGUCAUCGCUGAAGCAGCUUAUGAUCGACCGUAACCGCGUGGAGGAGAUCCAGCCUGGAGCUUUCUCUCAGCUGGGAUUCCUCAACCUGCUCUCCCUUACGCACAAUCAGCUGGUGUACAUCCCCAACAUGGCCUUCCAGGGCUUGCAGAACAUCAAAUGGAUGCGUCUCAGUCACAACUCUCUGAACUACCUGGACACUGAGGCCUUCGCUGGUCUGGUCACUCUCACCCGUCUCAGUCUGGACCACAACGAGCUGCAGUUCUUUCCUACUGAGACCAUGACUAGACUUCCAGGGGUGACUCGUCUGGAUCUGAGCUAUAACCCUAUGACGUACCUCGGGGAAGAGGCAGUGUCCAUGGCCAAGCUUGCCCAAUUGUUCCUUGACCACAUGUCCCUACAGGACAUGGCCAACACGGCUAUUUUUAACUCGCCCAGCCUCACCCACCUGGACAUCAGCUUCAACCAGCUGCGUGUCCUCCAUCCAUUCUCUGAAGGUUCACCGAAGCUGGCACGCCUCAACAUGGCUGGGAACCCCAUUUAUUGCAACUGCUACCUGCGUCCGCUCAGGGAGUGGGCGAUCCGUGGCAAGGUGAAGUUGAUGGGCACAUGUGGGGGACCAGACAAUUUCUCUGGAGAAAACCUGGAAGCUGUCUACCCUCCAGAGCUGCGAUGCCAGAGUCAGGAGGCCAUGCUGAAGGCCGAGUUUGAGGAGGCCAUCAGGAUCACACCACCACCCACCGAGGCGCCAGAGAACAAAGUCAAGUGUCCGGCCAACUGUGUUUGUGAGGCUGAGACGCACCAUUCUUCAUGUGAAAAUCGCAGUCACACCAAAGUUCCCCGGGGUUUCUCUCCCAACACGCGCCUCCUCGACCUGCGUGGCAACCACUUCCACUACAUCCCGAGCAACAGUUUCCCAGGAGUCGCCCAGGUCGUGUCCCUGCACCUGCAGCGCUGCAAGAUCGUGGACGUGGAAAGCGGCGCCUUCAGUGGGAUGAAGGGAUUGAUCUACUUGUACCUGUCAGAGAAUGAUCUCACUUCUAUCAGCCCUGAUGCCUUUAAAGGUCUCCCCCAAUUGACUUACCUUCACCUGGAGAAAAACCGCUUCACCAGUUUCCCCAAAGGAGCCUUCAAACUGGUACCCAGCCUGCUUGCACUUCACCUGGAGAACAACACUGUCACCAAGCUGGAGUCAGGCAUCUUGACUGGUGCAGAGGGUCUCAGAGCUCUCUACCUCACUGGGAAUGCAAUUGAUCACAUCUCGCCCAGGGCCCUGGACCAGGCCAGCGACCUUGAUACGCUCCACCUGGGAGGAAACAAGCUGGAGGAGGUACCCACCGAAGCUCUGAGCAAGUCGGGGAACCUCAGAGACCUGAGGCUGUCGGGGAAUACAAUCCGCUGGGUGGGUCCAAACACUUUUCGUCCUCUGGAGAGGUCACUGAAGGAGCUGUAUCUGGAUAACAUGGGGCUUGAGAAGAUGUCGCAGAACUCCCUGACAGGCCUGGGUCCUGGGUUGAGAAGCCUCUUCCUGGAGGGAAACCAGCUGGAGGAGGUGCCUGACCUCCACCCUCUCACAUCUUUGGAGGUCAUCAACCUGGCGGGCAAUCCUCUGAUGUGUGACUGCCCUCUGCUGCCACUACGCUUGUGGAUUGAGAAAGUGAACUUGAAGGUACGAGCCACCUGUAGCAACCCCCCUGAGCUGAGGGGUCGCAGGGUCAAAGAUGUCCAUGCCUUCAAAGCCUGCCCCGGUGGAGAGAGCCUUCCCUCCCUGCCUACAGUCACCCUGAAGCCCGCUAAGACACCCAAGACCACCAAACCCAAACCAAUGCACCUCACUGGCCUCAGGCACGUUAAGAGGCUCAAAGCUAAACCCAAACUUCACAAGACUCCGAACACCAAACAAGCAGCAGCCAAGAAAACCAAGAGCGUGGCUUGAACCCACAACCUUCGACUUUUGCCUGGCUUCGGUUCUUAUUCUUUUGAGACCACAGCUUCAAAUAUACCAGUCAAAGGUUGUGAGGGUAAACAUUGGAUUGAGCUCACUUAAAAAACUGUACCAACUAUGACACCUCCCACAAGUCAGUUUGCAUAAAACUUGUUUUUGCUGUCUAAUCAAUAGUGUUGUAAAGGGGUUAAGAAGUGUUUUAAGAUGCUCUGUCAGCGCUGCCAUGUGUCACACAAUAGAUCCACACCCACAGUUCAGGGUAUGCGGUUUGGACCAAAGGAUUUCAGGUCAUCAGCAGCUUGGUUCGAAGUUUUAGCAGGAGGGGAACCGGCCGUUAGCACAGAUGUUAGCGCGCUGCUUUUCCAUGAUUGAAAUCCUAUACACUUUUUGGCUCAAUGCUCGUUAUCCUUAACCACAAGAUUACCUCAAGUCGCAGUUGUAAAGAUCAUUAAAGAAAAAAGUCUAAUCAUUAAAUGGAGUAGAAUUAUCAUUUUUUUUAAAUCAUACAUUUCAUAUUUACAAACAGAAAAAAGAAGGCAAUACAAAUACAUCUUACAACCCAAAACGAUGAAAUAAAGAGAUUAGUCAUAAUUCAUCAAAUCAUGAGGAGCACAUGUCAUCUGUGUUUAGUGGAACCAACAGGGAGACAUCAAGGUAGAUUCAAACUGAUUUGGACGGUUCUUACGGGAUACAGUCUUUUUGAGGAAUAUCCUCCACCUCCAUCGGUUGAACCAUUUUAUAGAAAAUCUGCGUGGGUUUGUAUGGUUGUGCAGUAAACAGACCUGUUGCUCUAGUUUUAUCUCUGAUAAAGCAGCAGCUCAAUAAGUUGUGGCCCCCGGGAAUACUGGGACAUGUAGUAGUGGUGACCAUCAAUAGAUGUCACCAGAUCAACUAAGAUCUCAUCACUAACCACGAGCUCUCGCUACUAACGUACAUUUUGCUCUGUAAACAUCUCAGUCUGUUUCCUCUAGAGUCGGGCGAUAUGGCCAAAAACUUAGUCAAGAAGAUUUUUUUCACAUCACUCAAUAUAAUUAUCACAAUAUCAUAAUGUCCAAAUUAUGUCGUUCAAGUUUACAGAGUGAUUUUUUUCUCUCCUGUGUAAAGGUUUUGUUUUUAAACUCUUUCAGCAAAAACUUGAUAAACAGCAAAAACUGUUAGUCUAUCUGAGGUGGAUCAAAAGUGUGUUCUACCUCCACACUGUUUUCACAAUGCAUAAGCCUGAUAGCGUUAUUUAUUGGACUUUGUUAUAUUGAGAUAAAUAUUGAAGUUGUUUUAUCGCCCUGGUCUCCUCUUGGUCUUUUCACUGCCACGUUGUCUUCAUUAUACUCCAUCACAAGGGUCAUCUUUGUGUCUCCAUCUUUUUCUACAAACUCCUCAUCUCUCCAUUCCUCAAGCCUCAGCCGCUCCGUGCUGCUCUCCAAUACUUCAUCCAUGGGUCGGUUGUUUUCUUGGCUCCGCUCCUCUUGUUAUAGUGUUUGUCUUUCAUUAAAACUCUUCACCCUGUUGCUUUCACCAGUGAAGCUCAUUUCUGUUGAUCUCUGCUCUUCAAGUCCAUCUUUUGCAGCUUUAUUUUUCUCUGUCAUUUCCUGUGCUUUGCUUCCCAAGCUGUUCUUUGCAGACGUGUCAUGUUGUCCUGACGUACUUGGUUCCCUUCCCUCCCCCUGUUUGACAAUGCCCUGACAGGCUUGUCGAGUUUUGCCUGGAGCAUCAGUUGCUAUCUCCAUUUCCACCUCCUCCACUUUCACAUGCACUGCAAAGACUGAAGACAGAAUUAAGUCACACCUUAACAAAAAUGGUGUCAUGAAAAAUGGGGAAAUUGAAGAGCAUGUUCAUGAGUUUCUCUACUUACUCUCCUGCUCCUCUGGCUCAGUCUUGGGUUGGAUGAGAGGCAGUUCGGGGGGAAGACUGAGGUUUAACAUCCCCGGAGGACUCUUACUGCCGCCGACCUCAGGCUGCUGAGCAGCAUCAUCUUCAGCAUGUUCAUCAGAGAGCCUCUUCCUUCCAUACCUCUUUCCUUUAGUAAGAAAAAUGUGGAGGUGAAGGAGCGGUUUCUCAUGUUUCUUUGUAUGAGAGAAAACACUGUUCAUUUCAGAACGUACUCUUCUUCCCGUAAUAAAAGUGCUUGCAUUUCUUGU